UUGAACAAUUCAAUAUUGUAAAAAAAAGUUUGUAUUAUAAUUAUUGUAUUACGAUUAAUCGAUCGAAAUAUUUUUAUACAAUGGCGUUAAGAAGAAUGUCCAAGACCCUGCAGGUACCGUGGAUCGAACUGGCGAACAAUGCAAUCCAGAAGAAAUUCUUUCACACAUCUCCGGCCGUGUUUGGAGCAAAAAAAGUGGUUACGAGCAAUUUAGACACCAAGCGGGAGUGGAAUAGUUGUUUAACUAAAAGACUUAUUGGAGGCUCAAGCCGUGAGGAUGUAGCAAGACAUGCCUCUAUAUUCAAGGAAACCUUAGAUCAAGGGCGUAAAUCCAGGCUUCCGUUUAAUGUUACUCCUGGAUUGAAACAAAAUAGAGCAACGAUUGAAAUAGAUGAAAUGGCACAAACAUUGAGAGAAUUUGGCGGUACUGUAUCAGCUAAUGCAUGUGGUCUGUGUAUUGGUCAAUGGGAGCGCAAAGAUGUAAAAAAGGGUCUUAUUGGAAGCUGUACCAACUCAAGCUAUGAGAAUAUGGCCAGAUGUACCUCUAGAGCCAAGGAAGCCUUAGAUCAUGGGCGUAAAUCCAGGAUUCCGUUUAAUGUUAUUCCUGGAUCGGAACAAAUUAGAGCAACGAUUAUUGAAAGAGAUGGAAUUGCACAAACAUUGAGAAAAUUUUGCGGUACUGUAUUAGCUAAUGCAUUUAGUUGGUGUAUUGGUCAAUGGGAGCGCAAAGAUGUUAAAAAAGGUGAAAAAAAUACCAUUGUAAGUUCAUACAACAGAAACUUUACUGGACGUAAUGAUGCCAAUGCAGCAACUCAUGCCUUUGUCACUUCUUCAGAGCUAGUUACUGCUUUAGCCAUUGAAGGUCGUUUGGACUUUGAUCCCACAAAAGAUUCAAUCAAAGGAGCUGAUGGUAAAGAAUUUGAUCCAGCCGAUCCAGGUCAAAAUACUUACCAAGCUCCACCUACUGAUGGAUCAGCUGUGAGUGUGGUGAAAGGAAAAUGCACAACUGAUCAUAUUUCUCCGGCCGUCUCAUGGUUGAAAUACCUAGGUCAUUUGAAUAAUAUAUUAAAUAACAUGUUCUUUACUGCGGUAAAUUCAAAAAAUAAUGAAAUGAAUCAAGGAAUAUUAGCCCCGAAAUUUGCCAAUACAUCUAAGUAUUUUUACAAACUAUUAUUAUACCUUUUUAUACAGCUAUUAAAGAGUUCGUAUUUGAGGUCAUUACUCUUAUAUUAUAUUAUAGUACAAACCAUGAAUAAUUGUUCAUUAAUUAAUAUGAAAUUAGAAAUAACCAUUAAAAUCUAUGACACUCAGCAUUCACCGGAAAAUGAAAGUUCACUAGAGGACUCUCCAAACUCACGUGCAUUUACUACUUAUACUUUUAUUUUCGAAUAUAAUAGUACUCAAAUUUUAAAUUAAAAUCAUAAAGAAAAAAAAAUCAUAAAUCAUAAAGACUUAAAGAAACAGACAGGUUCUAUAAAUGUGUAUGCAGUUUUCCAAAUCUAAUAUCCAUCCAACAAAACCUGUAUUUCUAGAAUGAUUUACUAUAUUGAUUUCCUUGGAUAAUGCACAACCUUGCUUUUUAGUGAUUUCUUUAAGUGUCAAACUCAUUACAUAUGAUUUGAAUUGUUCUGUGAACUGUCCAUAUUUCUCUAAUGUUUUUAAACAUAAAGGUUUACCAUAAGGAGCCUUGCUAAAUUUAGUUCAGCUAUUUAAUAUAUCAAAAGCUCUGUUGAAGUAUUGACAAAAUUCAGUUGUUGCAAGAGCAUUAUUAUAUUCAGGAUUAGUGUUAUUGAGGUAUUUCAAAGCUGAACUCACACUUUCACUUAAUACUUGCACUGCUAACUUAACCCUCAUUUUUUCAUUCUGGUAAUGUAUAUGUCUGUUUGUCAAUUUUGUAGCUAAAUGUAAACCUUGAUCAUUUUGUUUUUCAUGAAGCAUUCUUAUAAAAUUCCAAUCUAUACAUUCUCCUUUAUCAUUGUAUAUUUUUUGUUUUUCUCUAAAACAGUUGCCAACUAAUUUCAUAAUGUGUGCUACAUCCCAAAUUAAAUAAAUUGGUUGUUGUGUAAUAGGGUGGUCAAUAUAAGCCUUCAUGUUUUUUGAAGAAAAAUUGGCUCCUAAUUUAGUGCACAUUGUUUUAUUUACAUCACCGAUUUGAAGACUACUGUGAGUUACGCGGAGUUACACAUGUUCUCAACUCUACACGUAGACCGCAAGCAAAUGGACAAGUGGAGCGUACUAACAGCACCAUUCUAGCUAUGUUGAUUUCUCAAGGUGAAGGAGUACAGUGGGACAAAUUGCUGUCGGAGGUACAGAAGCAGAUGAAUAAUAGCGAGUGUUGCCACGGUGCAUCGUUAUCGCUACUAUGCGAUAUGUCUGUAUCUCUCUCCCUUUUCUUCGUCCCCAACAAUUACAUUAGGUAUCUAUCACAGAUAUAUAAAAAUACUAGAUAGCCGACUUGGAAAUGAUUUUGAAGCCCACAAAAUGGCCGAAAUUCUCUUAUCUAAGAGGUAAAUGUUUACAUAUUCACAACACUGAUACAUUAUCAUUGUUAUCAAUUUAAUAUUUAUCAUUAGAAAAAAAAACUGAUGGAACUGCAUCAGUUUUUAAGUGUAAACGUUGCCCAUUAAUAUUUUUAAAAUCUGAGUAAGUGAAAUGUUUACUGCAUACCCUGAUAUAUUUUGUAGGAACAAAUCCUUUUAUUUGUAUAGCAUCUAUCCACUUUUUUGUUAUUUCUUUAUUUAAUAAAGGAAAACUAAAAAUCAAAAGAUAAUGUACCUAUACAUUUUAUUUAAAUAAUUUUCAAAAUGAUACUUACGAAAAAAAUUGGAUACCAUUAUUUGCAACUCUUUUACUGUUGCACUGCCAAACACAGCAAAAAUAGACCAUUUUGUAAAAAGAAUACUACUUUUACUAUAAAAAUCUAAAAUUUAUUAAUUAGAUGCCUACUUGUUUAAGAGAGCUAAUCAUUAUGCAUCAUCUUUUAAAAGAUUGGUAUGAUAAUAAAAAUGUGUAUAAUAUAGCAAUCUAUAAAUAUAUAUCCUUAAUAUGUUAGGUAUUAUAAUUAUAAUUAUUUAUUUUGGUCUUGCAUAAUUGAUUUAUUCAUAUAGGUUAUAAUAUUUGUAUUUUGGCAUAGGUAACAACUAAAAAUUAAUUAAUCAAAAUCAUUCUUAAUUAAAGCAAAUUGAAUUUUACUAAUUUAAUGAAUCAUGAGUUUAAGGUUUUAACUUUUAGUCAAACGUAUGAGCUGCAGAUUUAAUUACACUCUAUGUUUAAAGUUAAUACAAGUAAAUUCCAGCCUUCACCUAGUUUAUUUUCUUUUAUAUUAAAUUAAAUUAUUUGUUCUUUUCUUUGUUUACAUUAUUAUGUUGAAGUAUGACUUAGGAACAUAAACGUUUAUUUUUAUAUUUAGUUAAUUUAUUAAAUGAACUCAGAUCAACCAAAUUCAAGCAUGUGUGUAUUGGAUAAGCUUUAAACUUUUUUAUUAAACAUGUUUAUCUGCAUUGUAUUUCUCGUUUAUUAUAAUAAAUAAUAUUAUUAUUGUUAUUAUUAAUUAACUAAAAUAAUAAUAGAAUUUAAGAUAAUAAUUUUAUUUAUUAUAAUUAUAUAUUAUUAAUACAUUUUUAAUAGUUUUGUUUCCCGCCAUAACAUUAUUACGGUUUAUCACUUUAUCAUAAUAUAUAUUUUGUAAACAUUCACCUCUUAGAUAAGAGAAUUUCCGCCAUUUUGUAGGCUUCAUAAUUUUUACAUUACAGGAAUAGGGAGUCGUCUAUCUAGUAUUUUUAUAUAUCCGUGGUAUCUAUAUUAUAUUAUUACGUAAAUUAACUUAUCAUUAGUGUUAUCGUUGUCACUUGUCGUAAUAUUUGGUUUGUUUUAAUGUCAUGACGUGUUCAAUGUUUUAUUGUGAUUAUGCGGCCAACGCCCUUUUGUUAUCAAUUUUGUUUUGUAUAAUAUGUCCGAUAUACAAGACGUGAUAGUUUUUUUUUUGAAUAAGUAUCGUUAAUUUUUUGUAUACAUGUAUGUUCAUGAUUAAUUGUGCUAUUGAAGCAAUACGAAAUUGUAUUCGUUAAUCUCGUUGCCACUGCGGCAUAUAUUACUAUUUUGUAUCGGCCAAGUCAUUGCGACAAGAAACGGCCAUUUAUUAUUAUAAUAAAGUAUACACCUUGCCACCAUUCACGUGAGUAGUUUUAUUUGUCUGUGUGUAUUAUUACUGUGUAUUAGUCUACACCAACUCGUCAUUGAGACUUGAGACAAUGUUGGCCGAUAUUAUUCAAUUGCCCGAGAUUGGGAUUGGUGCCACAUUGAGUGCGUAAGACCGCCAGCACCCACCGGGGUGUGUGAGAGGCCCCCAAGGUCUUCAAGUCUGUCCGCCGUCGGUGGUCUCGUGAAAUCAUUUUCCACAUCGCUCAUCAUCAUCGUAAUUUUAAGUUUAGAUAUUAAGUAUUGCCCGAGCUGUGUGAGCUCGGUGGUCAUUGCACCAAACCGAUUCCGACCACCGAGACAUCCCACCCAUUAUAAAUAAACUCAUCUUCCUCAUUCCCGUGUAUAAAUUCAACUUCCUUGGUCCCUUAAUUGUAAGUAAUUUUGGUCUCUUCCUAUCGAAGUCGUUGUCGUUAUUGUGUCUUGUGUUGCCUACACCGUCAAUCUCAGGAGUCGAACAUUUGAUUGCCUAUGUCAAACAUACCAGGCGUCAUCGCCACAUCUUAGCAAGCCCAUAGGGCAACACUCGCUAUUAUUCAUCUGCUUCUGUACCUCCGACAGCAAUUUGUCCCACUGUACUCCUUCACCUUGAGAAAUCAACAUAGCUAGAAUGGUGCUGUUAGUACGCUCCACUUGUCCAUUUGCUUGCGGUCUACGUGUAGAGUUGAGAACAUGUGUAACUCCGCGUAACUCACAGUAGUCUUCAAAUCGGUGAUGUAAAUAAAACAAUGUGCACUAAAUUAGGAGCCAAUUUUUCUUCAAAAAACAUGAAGGCUUAUAUUGACCACCCUAUUACACAACAACCAAUUUAUUUAAUUUGGGAUGCAGCACACAUUAUGAAAUUAGUUGGCAACUGUUUUAGAGAAAAACAAAAAAUAUACAAUGAUAAAGGAGAAUGUAUAGAUUGGAAUUUUAUAAGAAUGCUUCAUGAAAAACAAAAUGAUCAAGGUUUACAUUUAGCUACAAAAUUGACAAACAGACAUAUACAUUACCAGAAUGAAAAAAUGAGGGUUAAGUUAGCAGUGCAAGUAUUAAGUGAAAGUGUGAGUUCAGCUUUGAAAUACCUCAAUAACACUAAUCCUGAAUAUAAUAAUGCUCUUGCAACAACUGAAUUUUGUCAAUACUUCAACAGAGCUUUUGAUAUAUUAAAUAGCUGAACUAAAUUUAGCAAGGCUCCUUAUGGUAAACCUUUAUGUUAAAAACAUUAGAGAAAUAUGGACAGUUCACAGAACAAUUCAAAUCAUAUGUAAUGAGUUUGACACUUAAAGAAAUCACUAAAAAGCAAGGUUGUGCAUUAUCCAAGGAAAUCAAUAUAGUAAAUCAUUCUAGAAAUACAGGUUUUGUUGGAUGGAUAUUAGAUUUGGAAAACUGCAUACACAUUUAUAGAACCUGUCUGUUUCUUUAAGUCUUUAUGAUUUAUGAUUUUUUUUUCUUUAUGAUUUUAAUUUAAAAUUUGAGUACUAUUAUAUUCGAAAAUAAAAGUAUAAGUAGUAAAUGCACGUGAGUUUGGAGAGUCCUCUAGUGAACUUUCAUUUUCCGGUGAAUGCUGAGUGUCAUAGAUUUUAAUGGUUAUUUCUAAUUUCAUAUUAAUUAAUGAACAAUUAUUCAUGGUUUGUACUAUAAUAUAAUAUAAGAGUAAUGACCUCAAAUACGAACUCUUUAAUAGCUGUAUAAAAAGGUAUAAUAAUAGUUUGUAAAAAUACUUAUAUGUACUACUUUUAUUAUUAGACCACCUAGACCAUUGUAUUUGUUUAUUACUGCAUGCGUCAUUAACUGACAUCUCGUCAGAACUUCCGUUAUGGCAUUUUAAAGGCUGAAAAAUAGAAACUAGUAUUAGUUGAGUAACUCGAUAACAAUUUGAUUUAUAAAAUAUAUAGUUUGUAUUGGAAAUUGGAAUACUGGAUGAAUUUUAAAUAAAUUGACUAAAAUUAUUUAAUACCUCGCCAAGGGUCAAUUGAUGAAGUCUAAUUAAGGAUACAUUAAGGGUUGGUAUAAUUUUGUUGUAAUCCUUAAUAUUGGCAAAUUUCGGGGCUAAUAUUCCUUGAUUCAUUUCAUUAUUUUUUGAAUUUUCCGCACUAGAAUAAUAAAUAAUUAUAUUUAGUAUAUUUUAGUAAAAACAAAGUUAUAAUAACUUACGUAAAGAACAUGUUAUAUAAUAUAUUAUUCAAAUGACCUAGGUAUUUCAACCAUGAGACCGCCGGAGAAAUAUGAUCAGUUGUGCAUUUUCCUUUCACCUAUUGAAAAUGUAUUCACAUUAAAAAAAUCGUAAGUUAAAAAUAAAAUUAAUAUAUGAAUAUUAUUUAUUUAUACUUACCACACUCACAGCUGAUCCAUCAGUAGGUGGAGCUUGGUAAGUAUUUUGACCUGGAUCGGCUGGAUCAAAUCCUUUUGUGGGUAAUUUGUCACCAAAUGGAUUACUCAAUUUAAAUUCUUUACCUACAAACAAAACUCCUUGAAAUUUUAUAUCGAUACAUAAAUCACCUCAUGCUUAUUAGUCCAGUGCAAUUAGACGAAAAAAGGGGUUCAGCUCGGAAAAAUUCCCACGUAGCUGAAUUUUGGUACACAUCUUUAUUACAUCGUUGUAAACAAUGUCUAAAAAGUCGACCUCGAUAUCAUGUAAGCGUUAAAGGUUAUUCGAGGUCAAAGGUCACUAAAUUGGCCUUUUUUUUAAUAUCUCGUUUUUUAUUGGUCGUACAAAAAAAAAGUUUUAGAUACAAAUUGUAGAGGAGGUAAUUAUCUAUAAAAAUGGUCUCUUGACAUUUUCACGUUAUGUUGAUAGUUUUUCCGUUAUAAGGCCAACAAUGUGUACACUUUUAAUGAAAUAUGAUUUUUUCGCUAAAAACAAGUAGCCUUUGCGUUAAUAUCUCGCUUUAUACUGUUUGUACGAUAAAAAGUCUCGAACAAAAAUUGUAGAAGAUAAAAUUCUCUACAAAAUGGUUAUAUAUAUAUAUCCAAUUGCACUUGCGGUAUACAAAUUUUAAUGUUUACCAUACAAAAUUACAAUAAUAUAAUAUAAUAUUAUAUCAUAUUAUAAUAACGAUAAUAAGAAUGCAUUCAUUUCCACACCACCAUUGAGGUAGAAGCAUGGUGCGUUUUUUUUUUCAUGGUUUCCCCGGUAGGCCUAGUCCAUGUACUCAACAAUAAUUGUUAAAUAAUUAUUAUAGGUAUCAUAGUUAUGUAAUCGUCAAAACAAAAUAAUAAAUAUUACAUUUAAAUUAUUAUUAAUCAUCAUCGCUCUCGUCUUCAUGCAUUUCUUCUUCUUCUUCUUCGUCAUUUUGAUGUUCUUCAUUUUUUUCAAAAUUAUAUAUAUUGUCUUCUUCCGUUAAAUCCGCUGACAAAACGUCAAGUGUGUCUAUAUUGUCAUCUAAAGCAUUGUCGGAACUUGAAUUAAAACACGACUGCCCACGAUAAUGUCCACAAAUAAUUGAACAUUUGAUACCAAUUUUUUUGCAACUGCAGUUAGUACCACAGCCUUUUUUACAGUUACAAAAAAUCAUAUUCACCAAUUCAUCGGGUGCGGGUGGUAACAAUGUCAUUAUAGGCUCCAAAACAUUGUUAUUCAUUAUCCACCCCCAGUUUUCCGGGUUUAAUUUGU
Messenger RNA from Aphis gossypii (cotton aphid), 7791 nucleotides. RefSeq lists its product as uncharacterized. Gene Ontology annotation, cellular component: mitochondrion; cytosol. Lineage: Eukaryota; Metazoa; Arthropoda; Insecta; Hemiptera; Aphididae. Gene Ontology annotation, biological process: tricarboxylic acid cycle. Gene Ontology annotation, molecular function: 4 iron, 4 sulfur cluster binding; aconitate hydratase activity. The transcript is spliced from 9 exons. The record is from RefSeq and is a predicted model, not a curated record. The coding region runs from base 81 to 1415 and encodes 444 amino acids.